AUGGGCUUUGAAGAUCGCUGCAUCAACUUCCUGUUGAUUCUCGCAAACGUUACUGGGCUGCUAUAUGUCAAUGUCCGAACCUCCAAAUUCUACAAGGCUCCAGACCAUUGUGAAUCCUACACGAUCGCAUACAUGAGACGAAAGAGGGCUGAGGGACAAGACAUGCAGAAUGCAGAGCACGGACGAGAAGAAGGCCGAUGGGAGAACUUGAUGGAAUACAGACUCCGUACCUAUCAAAUAUUGGAACAAAUAAUGAGAAAUGGGCCAUUACUACUGGGUAUGAGACCCGAAGUUUGAGAAAUUGAACCUCCCUUUAUGCUCUCAUUUCCGUCUGGUCUCACAUAUAGACACAGAAUUGCCAGGAAACUAUUCAAGGGUUGUAGUUGGACCGGGGCCAUGA
Botrytis cinerea B05.10 is the source of this 400-nucleotide messenger RNA. RefSeq lists its product as hypothetical. NCBI's taxonomy places the organism in Eukaryota, Fungi, Ascomycota, Leotiomycetes, Helotiales, Sclerotiniaceae. The record is from RefSeq and is a predicted model, not a curated record. The transcript has a single exon. Bases 1 to 297 code for a protein of 98 amino acids.